Messenger RNA from Orycteropus afer afer, 1313 nucleotides. It is a transcript of the gene CPA4, whose product is annotated as carboxypeptidase A4. Gene Ontology annotation, biological process: proteolysis. Gene Ontology annotation, molecular function: zinc ion binding; metallocarboxypeptidase activity. NCBI's taxonomy places the organism in Eukaryota, Metazoa, Chordata, Mammalia, Tubulidentata, Orycteropodidae. The record is from RefSeq and is a predicted model, not a curated record.
AUAAAUACAGCUCGACUCAGCCACUGUGAGACUGACACUCUUGGGACAUGAGGUGGAUACUGUUCUUUGGGGCCCUCAUUGGGCCCAGCAUCUGCGGCCAAGAAAAGUUUUUUGGGGACCAAGUUUUUCGGAUUAACAUCAGAAAUAGAGAUGAAAUCAGCAAAUUGACUCAGCUAGUGAAUUCGGGCAACUUCAUGCUCAACUUCUGGAAACCCUUUUCCACCUUUGGUCGUCCUGUGGAUGUCCUGGUCCCAUCUGUCAGUCUGCAGCCAGUCAAAUCUUUCCUCAAGUCCCAGGGCUUAGAGUACUCAGUGACGAUUGAAGACCUGCAGUCCCUUUUAAAUGAUGAAGAUGAGGAAAUGCAACACAAUGAAGGGAAAGAACGGAGCGGUGAUAGUUUCAACUAUGGUGCCUACCACUCUCUGGAAGCUAUUUACCACGAGAUGGACAGCAUAGCUGCAGAUUUCCCUGACUUUGUGAGCAGGAUGAAGAUUGGACAUUCGUUUGAGAACCGGCCACUGUAUGUGUUGAAGUUCAGCACUGGAGCAGGUGAACGGCGGCCAGCCAUCUGGCUGAAUGCGGGCAUCCAUUCCCGUGAAUGGAUCUCUCAGGCCACAGGCAUCUGGACAGCGAGGAAGAUUGCAUCUGACUACCAGAAGGACCCAGCCGUCACCUCCAUCUUGGAGAAAAUGGACAUUUUCUUGUUGCCUGUGGCCAAUCCCGAUGGAUAUGUGUACACGCAAACCAAAAACCGGUUCUGGAGGAAGACGCGGUCCCAAAAUCCUGGAAGCCGCUGCAUCGGUGUCGACCCAAAUAGAAAUUGGAACGCCAGUUUUGGAGGAAAGGGAGCCAGUGACAACCCAUGCUCUGAAGUGUACCACGGGCCCCAUGCCAAUUCGGAAGUGGAGGUGAAAUCGGUGGUAGAUUUCAUUCGAGAACAUGGAAAUUUCAAAUGCUUCAUUGACCUGCACAGUUACUCCCAGUUGCUGAUGUACCCUUAUGGGUACAUGGUCCGCAAGGCCCCAGAUGCUGAUGAGCUGGACAAGGUGGCAAGGCGUGCGGCCAAAGCUCUGGCUUCCCUGUCGGGCACUGAGUACCAAGUGGGUCCCACCUGCACCACUGUCUACCCAGCUAGCGGGAGCAGCAUCGACUGGGCAUAUGAUAAUGGCAUCAAGUAUGCUUUCACGUUUGAGCUGAGAGAUACUGGGCACUAUGGUUUCCUGUUGCCAGCCAACCAGAUCAUCCCCACCGCAGAGGAGACAUGGCUGGGCCUGAAGACUAUCAUGAAGCAUGUGCGGGACCACCUCUACUAG